AUGCAAAUUUUCGUCAAGACCUUAACUGGUAAGACCAUUACCCUCGAGGUUGAAUCCUCUGACACCAUUGACAAUGUCAAGUCCAAGAUCCAAGACAAGGAAGGUAUUCCACCAGAUCAACAAAGAUUGAUCUUUGCUGGUAAGCAAUUGGAAGACGGUAGAACUUUGUCUGACUACAACAUCCAAAAGGAAUCCACUUUGCACUUGGUCCUCAGAUUGAGAGGUGGUGGUAAGAAGAGAAAGAAGAAGGUCUACACCACCCCAAAGAAGAUCAAGCACAAGCACAAGAAGGUUAAGCUUGCUGUCUUGACCUACUACAAGGUUGACAAGGACGGUCAAAUCGAAAGAUUGAGAAGAGAAUGUCCAGAAGCUACCUGUGGGGCUGGUGUCUUCAUGGCUAACCACCCAGACAGACAAUACUGUGGUAGAUGUCACAUCACCUUCAAGUUGAACAAAUAA
Molecule: messenger RNA, 459 nt
Organism: Saccharomycopsis crataegensis
Lineage: Eukaryota; Fungi; Ascomycota; Saccharomycetes; Ascoideales; Saccharomycopsidaceae
Gene: RPS31
Product: ubiquitin-40S ribosomal protein eS31 RPS31 fusion protein
Exons: 1
Coding region: 1-459 (152 amino acids)
Biological process (GO): translation; modification-dependent protein catabolic process; protein ubiquitination
Cellular component (GO): nucleus; cytoplasm; ribosome
Molecular function (GO): protein tag activity; structural constituent of ribosome; ubiquitin protein ligase binding
Source: RefSeq, a predicted model, not a curated record